CGGACGGGGCGCACGGAGGCGGCAGCGCGGCGUCCCCGUGCCCAUGGCGGCCGCGGGCCGGGCCGUGGCGGCGGGCGGGGCGUAGCGCGGUGUAACGUGGUGUAACGUGGACCGGCGCCGCCGCCCGGCUCCGCACCACGGCGGGCGAGGCCCGGGCAUGCGGCGGCGGCGGCGGGAGCCUUCGGGGGGCGGGCGGCGCUGCCCCGGCGCGGGCGGGCUCUGACCCGGCGCCAUGUGGGGCGGGCGCUGCUCGCUGCUGCUGGCCGCGCUGGGCUGGCUGCUGCCGGCGGGAGCGGCGGGGAGCGGCGAGUACUGCCACGGCUGGAUGGACGGGCAGGGCGGCUGGCGGGACGGCUUCCAGUGCCCGGAGCGCUUCGACGGCGGCGACGCCACCAUCUGCUGCGGCAGCUGCGCGCUGCGGUACUGCUGCUCCAGCGCCGAGGCGCGGCUCGACCAGGGCGGCUGCGACAACGACCGGCGGCAGAGCGGCGGGGAGCAGGGCCGGCCCCGCGACGGCACCGACGGGGCGGCAGUGCCCAUCUACGUGCCGUUCCUCAUUGUCGGCUCCGUCUUUGUCGCCUUCAUCAUCGUGGGUUCACUGGUGGCCGCCUGCUGCUGUCGCUGCCUGCGGCCCAAGCAGGAGCCUCAGCAGAGCCACGCUCCCGCCGGCGCCCGCCUGAUGGAGACCAUCCCCAUGAUCGCCAGCACAGGCGCGUCACGCGGCUCAUCCUCACGCCAGUCCAGCACUGCUGCCAGCUCCAGCUCCAGCGCCAAUUCGGGGGCCCGCGCCCCUCCGACCCGCUCACAGACCAACUGCUGCCUCCCCGAGGGCACCAUGAACAAUGUCUACGUCAACAUGCCCACCAACUUCUCGGUGCUCAACUGCCAGCAGGCCACCCAAAUCGUGCCGCACCAGGGCCAGUUCCUGCACCCGCCCUACGUGGGCUAUGCUGUCCCACACGACGCGGUGCCGCUCGCCCCUGUGCCCCAGUUCCUGGAUGGGCUGCAGGGUGGCUACCGGCAGAUCCAGUCCCCGUACCCACAUGCUGGUGGAGAGCAGAAGAUGUACCCGGCGGUCACCGUGUAGCUGCCUGCUGCGGUGUGUUUUCAGUUUCUGAACUGAGCAGAGGAGAAAUACUUCUUUGGAACGCGGCUCCCUGAACAGCGCUUGUAAAUAAUUUGGGAAGGCUCAUGCAUGUCAGACAGAGUUUAUAAACCAUUUAUUCUCAUCGAGGUCCGCUGCCAGAAACUGUAGGAUGAUACCGCUGCAUUAACGUUUCCAGAUACGCUUUCAUUCCCGUGCAUGAUUUACAGUGGCAAAGGAUUAUGCUGGAAAUGCAUAUGCAUUUCGGAUCACUGUGCUUGUGAGAUAAUGCCGCUGCCAUUAAGUGCCCUUCAGGUGUGACAUGGUCAGAAGUCUUUGCCUAAUUAGUUCGUGGAAGAGCUUUGUUACACAGAACGAGAGCGCAGUGCUCACAAAGCCUUUUUCCUCUCCUCAUCCCAUCUCCUAGUGACAUUUCCCACUGUGACAGAGCUGGACAGGGCAGCCGUCGUGUGCUUGGUUCCUGGUUCUGGCUCCUGUGACGUUGUGGGGUGUACUGCCAUGUGGUGCUCAGUUCUGCGAGAGCAGCUUCCCUUCCUGGUAUUUAUGUAGGAAUCACAUUAUGUAGGAGUGCACCAAUUGCUCAUCCCUUUCUUCUGGUGCACUUGAAACCCUUUGUGGUUUGAUUUUGCCUCUAGGCUGAGAACCAGUAGUGGUUGGCACAAGCUUGCUUUCUUUCUGCGAACUUCUGCUCCGAGCAGGGUGUGAGCUGCCUGCUCCUCCUGCCACCAGCAGCGCUUGCAGGACACUGGCUGCCCUUGGAGCUGAUUUCAAGCCGCAGCUUCCAUCCACCUCUGUCAGCAUCACCCCCCAAACACCGACCCAUCAGGCUGGUGACAAAGCUCGCCCUGUGGCUGCGGGCCCUUCCAGCAGCAGCAUCCCCAGCAGUGGCACCAAGUGCUGCAGCUGUGUGGGAUGGGCAAAACCUGGAGCGAGCUGUCGUGACAAGCGGAGCAGAGCCAGCAGAGGAUUCCUUGUCUGAUACUGCAUCAGUACGUAGCAAUAACCAGACGCUGCUAUUUCUGUACGUCUCUCUUCAAACCAUGUGGAUGCGUGGAAGCAUCACCAAGUGUGACAAUCUGCCUGUAAACGUGCUGCACACACACACAGUCAUCUGCAGAAGGGAUAAACAAAACGGUUGUGACCACGGAGGACAAAGGUGAAUGGGUGACUUGGAUCAGCUCUGCUCUCACUGGCCGGGCUCUCCCCAGGCACUGAGCUCCUACAAGCGCGGUACUGACCCCCACUGUGCUGAGACCGAUGGCCUCCUGGGGUGGUUGGCUUCCCCUGCCAGGGCGCCUGCUGAGACCCCUGGCAUUCAGGUGACUCUUUGUAUAUUGUUUACUUCUUUAAAAAAAAGAAAAUGAAAAACAAAAAAAAGAAUAAGUUAAAUUUAAAUCUGUAGAAAAUAAUUUACAGCAGAAGGAAAAGAGACCCGAGUUGUAAUAAGAGGAAGUUUGUGAGAUGUGCUGGUUUGUUUUUUUUUUUAAUGUCAUGUAUAAUAAUGUAAAACCAAUGUUAACGUUUGAUACAGCUUUUAAAUCUCUGGCAGGGCACUUGGUUUGAAGUGCUUCUUACAAAUGAAGAAAAAAAAAAGCCCCCUUUGUUUCUUAAUAAAUACUUUAUGGUGUGACUUUUC
Messenger RNA from Coturnix japonica (Japanese quail), 2741 nucleotides. It is a transcript of the gene SHISA2, whose product is annotated as shisa family member 2. Gene Ontology annotation, biological process: negative regulation of Wnt signaling pathway; negative regulation of fibroblast growth factor receptor signaling pathway. Lineage: Eukaryota; Metazoa; Chordata; Aves; Galliformes; Phasianidae. The record is from RefSeq and is a predicted model, not a curated record. Gene Ontology annotation, cellular component: endoplasmic reticulum.